AUGUUCGCCAAAGCCAUCGCAGCCCUCGCCCUCGCGGCACCUCUUGUCUCAGCCCAAACAUUCACAAAGUGUAACCCCAUGACAGCCACAUGUCCUGCCGACCCUGCUUUUGGAAGAGACACUGUUCACUGUGACUUUACAAAGGGUGCAUGUGACGCUUUCGCAGAGGAUGCUGGUACUACCCUUCAGCAUAACGAAAAUGGUGCUGUCUUUACAAUUUCAGGACCUAACCAGGCUCCUACAAUUGCGACGGGCAAGUACAUCUUUUUCGGCCGUGUGGAUGUCGAGGUGCAGGCCUCUACGGGUGUAGGCAUCUGCACUAGUGCUGUUCUUCAAUCUGAUAACCUUGAUGAGAUUGACUGGGAAUGGCUUGGAGGCGAUAACGCUCAGGUUCAGUCCAAUUAUUUCAGCAAGGGAGAUGUUUCAACAUAUGAUCGCGGUGAAUUCCAUCCCGUCGUCAACCCAACAGGCCAGUUCCAUCUCUACUCCAUAGAGUGGACUCCCUCCGCCAUCAACUGGCUGAUCGACGACCAAGUCGUCCGAACCCUCCCCUACACCGAUGCCACUGGCCCCAACGGUUACCCCCAGACCCCCAUGCAGAUCAAGCUCGGAACAUGGACUGCUGGUUCUCCCAAUGCUGCUCCUGGUACCAUCAUCUGGGCCGGUGGUCUUGCCGACUACUCUCAGGGUCCUUUCAACGCUUACUACAAGAGCAUUUCCAUUGUCGACUAUGCUGGCGGUGACGCUCCUACAACAUCGAGCGUACGCGAGUAUAUUUACGGAGACCACAGCGGAAGCUGGAAGAGCAUCCAGCAGAUAAACUAA
This is a messenger RNA of Fusarium subglutinans, 825 nucleotides long. Its product is annotated as rAsp f 9 allergen. Gene Ontology annotation, biological process: carbohydrate metabolic process; fungal-type cell wall organization. The coding region runs from base 1 to 825 and encodes 274 amino acids. The record is from RefSeq and is a predicted model, not a curated record. Gene Ontology annotation, molecular function: hydrolase activity, hydrolyzing O-glycosyl compounds; glycosyltransferase activity. Gene Ontology annotation, cellular component: fungal-type cell wall. The transcript is spliced from 3 exons. Lineage: Eukaryota; Fungi; Ascomycota; Sordariomycetes; Hypocreales; Nectriaceae.